GUGCGGGAGGCAAUGGAACCUGAGUCCCUCGACUCUAUGGUCCGCAAUUCAGAGAUCGUCCAAUCGGAAGCCAGACCUUGAAGGAAAACCCCGCCUCUACCCGCAGGGAGGCGGGAACUGCCACGAAGCUCCUGUGGAGAGAGAGGAAGGCGCUACAGGAAACCAAUGAGAAGGGAGGAAUCUAAGAUGUUAGCCAAUGAGGGUGCGAGAGGAUUGCGGCCAAUGAGAGUAGGGGGACCCCCGGACACGUGGGUGGGGGCGCUGAGUGCUGAGUCCUACAGCUAAAGCCGGGAGACAGAAAAAAUGCAAACCACCGGGGCGCUACUCAUUUCUCCUGCUCUGCUCCGCUCUUGUACCAGGGGCCUGAUCAGGCCUGUGUCUGCCUCCUUCCUGAGUAGGCCAGAAAUCCCAUCUGAACAGCCGCCCUGCAGCAGUGUCCCACUCCAGGUGGCCAGGCGGGAGUUCCAGACCAGUGUUGUCUCCCGGGACAUUGACACAGCGGCCAAGUUUAUUGGUGCUGGGGCCGCCACAGUUGGUGUGGCUGGUUCCGGGGCUGGCAUUGGAACAGUGUUUGGCAGCUUGAUCAUUGGCUAUGCCAGGAACCCAUCUCUGAAGCAGCAGCUCUUCUCCUAUGCCAUUCUGGGCUUUGCCCUGUCUGAGGCCAUGGGGCUCUUCUGUUUGAUGGUCGCCUUCCUUAUCCUCUUCGCCAUGUGAGGCUUCGUGGAGGUCACCUACCCGUCCCUGCUGCUUCGACUCCAAGGCCAUGCCCGGUGCUGGAGUGUGCUGAGCUUGACCAUUAAACACAACGUUUCUCUAAA
Sus scrofa (pig) is the source of this 818-nucleotide messenger RNA. RefSeq names its product ATP synthase membrane subunit c locus 1 (gene ATP5MC1). Gene Ontology annotation, biological process: proton motive force-driven ATP synthesis; proton transmembrane transport. Gene Ontology annotation, molecular function: proton transmembrane transporter activity. NCBI's taxonomy places the organism in Eukaryota, Metazoa, Chordata, Mammalia, Artiodactyla, Suidae. The record is from RefSeq and is a predicted model, not a curated record.